CGGCAUUGUACUACGACAGUCUUUAACAGACCGCCGUGCCGUGAGGGGGCUGUGUUUCAGUCUCAACAAAUGUAAGUAAAGUGCUAAAUAACACUGACGCUUGAUCGAGGUUAGGUUAAACUAUUAAAUCUCCUCCGUGUUGAGCGUUAAAUCAUUCGAAGUACGUGAUAUCGACCGAUUGAUUUGACUUGUCCGGUUGCUAUUUAAUCGAAUUCGCAACAAGAUCCUCACAAUGAGUAGAAAUAACAACAAAGAAGUACGAGUAAAGAGAGAACGUUCGCCAGAAUGGGGUAAACCUAGUAUUAGUGCGAAACGUAAACCAAAACAGGAAAAAGAAAAACCAAAUUUCGGAUUGUCUGGAAAACUAACAGAAGAUACGAACACUGUAAACGGUGUGGUUAUUAAAUAUUCCGAACCUGCAGAUGCGAGAAAACCUAAACGAAGAUGGAGGUUAUAUCCGUUCAAAGAAGAGAAAGCAUUGCCUAUCUUGUAUGUUCAUAGACACUCAGCUUAUUUAAUGGGCAGAGAUCGCAAAAUUGCGGAUAUUCCCUUGGAUCAUCCUUCAUGCUCUAAGCAGCAUGCGGUUCUACAAUAUCGUUUAGUACCUUUUCAAAAAGAAGGUGGAGGCGAAGGGAAAAGAAUUUGCCCUUAUCUUAUAGACCUAGACUCUGCAAAUGGUACAUUUGUAAAUAAUGUAAAAUUAGAACCGAGAAGAUAUCACGAAUUAUUAGAACGGGAUGUAAUCCGUUUUGGAUACAGCACCAGAGAAUAUGUUGUAUUACACGAACAUAGUCAAGAUGAUUCGUCAGAUGAUUAACUAUUUCAAAUACAACUGCUGCUCGUUCUACUGUGAUAUUAGUUGGAAGAAGGUUCGAGAAAGAAGUUAUGACACAUAAUCACAUAGCUAUUUAGGUAUCGUCUACCACUAUAGCUAAGGCUAAUUUGUGAUUAUUCUUAAAUUGUACAAUGUAAGAUAUUAACUAGACUCAUGUAUAUAAUAUUUUUUACAUUUUAUCUAAUUAGGGAUGUAAGUUAA
This is a messenger RNA of Bombus impatiens (common eastern bumble bee), 1036 nucleotides long. Its product is annotated as smad nuclear-interacting protein 1-like. The record is from RefSeq and is a predicted model, not a curated record. Gene Ontology annotation, cellular component: nucleus. The transcript has 3 exons. Gene Ontology annotation, molecular function: mRNA binding; protein binding. NCBI's taxonomy places the organism in Eukaryota, Metazoa, Arthropoda, Insecta, Hymenoptera, Apidae. The coding region runs from base 233 to 817 and encodes 194 amino acids. Gene Ontology annotation, biological process: miRNA processing.